Messenger RNA from Acanthochromis polyacanthus (spiny chromis), 5276 nucleotides. RefSeq names its product junctophilin 2 (gene jph2). The transcript is spliced from 6 exons. Gene Ontology annotation, cellular component: junctional membrane complex; endoplasmic reticulum membrane; sarcoplasmic reticulum. The record is from RefSeq and is a predicted model, not a curated record. NCBI's taxonomy places the organism in Eukaryota, Metazoa, Chordata, Actinopteri, Pomacentridae. The coding region runs from base 1176 to 3482 and encodes 768 amino acids.
GGAAUAUAAGGUAAAAAAAAUAAUCUGUAUGUUGUAGUUACUAUAAAUGUCCAGCAGAGGGCUGAAGUGAGUGGUGUAACACUCCCACAGUUUAUGCAUUUAACUAGUUGCAAUGUUGUUUUAAAGUGAUAAGGGGCUAUAUUAGCAUUAAAUUGUAUUUCCCCCCUAACUAGACUCCUGUAGUGAUCCAGCAAACCAUAACUUGAGCUAUCAUUUAUGAAAAUUACAACAUAUUCUGAAGAUUUCUAAUUAAUUUUUGAAGCAGAACUGUACAUAUAUCCAAAAAUAAACUGCAAUACUUACACUAUAACACUAUAAUGGGAGAAGUGUGCAUACAGGCCACAUGUACUGUUAAUUAAAGCUAUUGUAGCCUCAACCACGGUUGUAAAUUUCUAAAUGUUAUCCUGAUUCCAUUUGACUCCAACCACAGGCCCUACAGGAGCAUGAAUGGGAUAUUACUGUGAUUUAUCUGCUCUCUGAUAUCUCUUCCCUCAAGCUUAACGGCCUAUUACAGCAUAAUUGUGCUCAAACUGCAUUAGCUGCGUGCUGUGCAUGUGUGCGUCCUGAAACCCCCAGAGCGCAGAGUCCUGAAUGGCAUGUACUUCAGUCCCGAAGUGGCAAGACUCUGGCAUGGCUCCUUGCAGGCAGCAGAGUAAGGAUUGGGUUGUAUUUUUGGAAGGGUGUGUGUGUGUGCAUCGGUCGCCUUGUUAGGUCUGCUAAAAUAUUUCCAACAGCAGCGACUGUCAGGAGAUAGCUGGGUGGCAGGGACAGGGGGAGAGGGGCUUUUCUCUGUGGCCACCUGGUAAAGCCAUGUAAGAUCCCUGGCUUGUCAAGACAGAGACAAUUUGAUUCAAUAACUCAAUAGGUAAUUGGCUCCGAAUUUGUAACUCAGCAUUAGUUAAUCUGUGGGGAGAAAGUAAAGAGCAGACAAAUCUAAGACGACGGUGUGGAGUAAUCUGAAGAAAAAAACUCAGUAAAGUCAGUGCGCACUGGAGCUUCAUGGACACGCUCAGAAAUCCCCGAACCAACUGCAAGAGAAGAAACCCACACAAGUUGAGCACCGAGGAUAUCUGCAGUCAGUUUUGAUGUCAGGGGAAGGUGAAGGGAGACUGACGGAGCUUUUAUCUUUCGACAAACACUCAGUUACUUUCUGAUCGGUGCGUAUUUGGAGAGGCAUGAGCGGAGGGCGCUUUGAGUUCGACGACGGCGGCGCGUACUGCGGAGGCUGGGAGGGGGGCAAAGCGCACGGCCAUGGCAUCUGCACCGGACCCAAGGGCCAGGGAGAGUUCUCCGGCUCCUGGAACUACGGCUUCGAGGUGGUGGGAGUCUACACCUGGCCCAGCGGGAACACCUACGAGGGCUACUGGUCGCAGGGGAAGCGUCACGGUCUGGGAGUAGAAACCAAAGGACACUGGAUUUACAAAGGGGAAUGGACUCAUGGCUUCAAAGGGAGAUAUGGGAUCCGGAUCAGUGUUGGCAGCGGUGCAAAGUAUGAAGGAACGUGGAAUAAUGGACUUCAGGAUGGAUAUGGAACAGAAACUUACGCAGAUGGAGGUACUUUCCAGGGACAGUUCACUGGCGGGAUGCGUCAUGGCUACGGUGUCCGCCAGAGUGUCCCCUAUGGGAUGGCAGCAGUUGUCCGCUCCCCUCUUCGCACCUCCUUGACCUCCCUUCGCAGUGAGCACAGCAACGGCACUGUUCUGCAGCAAGACAUCCCCAUCAUCACCACCACCAAUGCCUCAGGUGAGGAGACACCUAUCGCCACCCCUACCCAGCUGGGACCGUCUCGCGGAGGCUUUGCCCUCACGCUCCAGGUGGACCCUGAGGCCGUGAAACCCAAGAAGAAGGGCCUGUUCCGCCGGGGCUCCCUGCUGGGUAAACUGAAGAAGUCUGACUCGAGCACAUCUCUGUCCAGCCAGAAGAGCAAGAUCAGCUUCCUGAGGACAGAAUCAGCUCUCAGCUCCAACGCCAGCGACACCAACUCCACCAUCAGCAUGGAUGAGAGCCUGGCCGGAGCCGAGGAUUUCCCCCCUGUGGAGGCCGACAUUGACGCCACCACCACUGAGGUCUACAUGGGCGAGUGGAAGAAUGACAAGCGCUCAGGAUAUGGAAUAAGCGAAAGGUCCAGCGGGCUGAAGUACGAGGGCGAGUGGCUCAACAACCAGAGACAUGGGUACGGCUGCACCACAUUUGCCGAGGGAGGGAAGGAGGAGGGCAAGUACAUGAACAACAUGCUGGUGAAGGCCAUGAAGAAGAGGGUGAUCCAGCUGAAGGGAACCAAGAUCAAGCAGAAGGUGGAGCGGGCGGUGGAGGGCGCUCAGAGGGCCGCAGCCAUCGCCAAGCAGAAGGCAGAGAUUGCUGCUUCCAGGACAACGCAUGCGAAAGCCAAAUCAGAUGGAGCUGAACAGGCAGCUCAGGCCUCCAACAGUGAGUCCAGCAUUGCCAGACUGGUGGCCAAAGAGCUCUCCCCUUCCUUCUACCAGCCAGGUCCUGAGUAUCUGAAGAAGAGAGUGUUACAGGAGGUCGUGGAGGGCAGUGAGAACACUGACACUGUCAUGCAUGAACCGCUGCUGGCUGAAGAGGAGCCCCUGCCCACGCCGCCUGAAAGUCCACUCAUGAAUGAACUGGACAGCCUCAUGCCUGGCUCGUCUCCAGGCCGCACCCCCUCCCCCAGUCCAGGCAUCAUCAGCAAGGAAGAGCCUAAACUCCUCAGUCCAGGCAGCUGGAAUGAAGACAAAACAGUUAAAGGUGGUGGUAGUAAGGGUGGCAGUAAACCCAACAGCAGGCCUGGUAGUCGCCCCACUACCCCUUCAACCUCUGUUUCUGCUCCUGCCCCAGCUACAGCUGAAACAGGGGGGGCGCCUAGCAGUCGUGGCCCCUCUCGCACCCCAAGCCAUCAAAGCAACAAGAAUGAGCAGGGCUCUGACCUGGAGAUUAAACCACUGCAGAAGUUUGACUCUGAGGCAAAAGCUCCAAACGUCACUCCUGCCGCUGCAGUCCCUGUAAGAAACAGCCUCAUCUCACCAGAUGAAGAAGAAGCACCGCGCCCCGCGUCCAAAGCUGUAACCCCCGAGCCUAAAGCUAUAGAGGUCAAAACUGAAAGAGCUCCAUCAGUCCAUGAACGAGUACCAUCCGUCUCCGAGAACAAAGUAGAGUCCAGGGAGGUGAGCAGGCCGUCCAGCAAAGCAGAGACAAAACCAUUACCGAAACGCCAACCCAGUCCGGCUCUAACCCCAAAACCUGCUCUCAGUCUGGAACCUAAAACACUACCAAAGCAAGUGGAAGCCAAAGCAACACCAGCCAAACCGGUACUGAAGGUGGAACCCAAAGCAGAAGCCAGAGUGAAGGCCAUGUUGUCCAGCCCAAGUCAUGAGGUGACUGCAGAGUCUUUGGAGCUGGAGGGCCCAAACACCAUAAUGAUCUGCAUGGUAAUCCUGCUCAACAUCGGCCUGGCUAUUCUCUUCGUUCACAUUUUGUCAUGAGAGAUUUUCCACCUCGUCAGGUCACCAGCAGCGCUGGAGAGAGAUGGCUUUCCUCCUCCUCAGUAAGGACCAGAGACCGAAGACUCUGCUGAGAGGAGGAAGCCUCAUGCAGACGUCUGCAGCUCUUCUAAAGGUUUUUGUUGCUGUGACUGUGUGAGGCUCUAUGAAGCUCCUCUCUUUCCAGAGGUUAGAGAAACUGAAGGACACGAACGACUGAAACUUUUCAGUACAUCUGAAUAUGAUUUGUAUGUUAAAGUUGGGGGGGUUGGCUGGUAGAGUAUGUCCUGGUGCUGACACUGGAGAAACAUGUUGGCACUCAAGAAUUCAACUUUGUCACAGUGUGUCACAAGUGUGUGUCGACAUUUUGCAAUAUGGUUUUUAACUAAAUCCUUAAUUGGUGCACACUGGCUGGCUCUCACAACACUAAAUCAAGCAGAUAAGACAAACUCAGAUAGUCAAGUUUUGUCACAAGAUAUGUUUGUUUGUACUGCAUAAUCUCCAGCUGAAGGUAUGUUAGUGACAUAUACAGACUGACGACUCUCUCCACGAUGCCUUGAACUUGAAUUUUUAGCCACCAGAAAGCUGCAGCUGACGUGUGAAGGAUUUGGGAGUGAUGAUUUGUUUUAAUUAACUUCAAUGUCUGGUGUUAAAAAGCUGAAAAAGAUGCGCUAAGUGUGCUACUGUAAAGGCAGGUUAUCGUUUUCAUUUGUCGCUCUUCACUCUCUUAAGAAAGACGUCAUGAGUUGCAUUUCUGCUAACUGUAUUCUGCAAAAUCUGUAUUUGAGACUGUGGUGUACAACACUGUGAAAUUUUCUUCUUUUCACUGGGAUUUAUAUGCAUUUAUUGUCAUUCUACUGCUUUGGGUUGGGAAGCUGAUAGACCUAGUAGAGAAAGGAAAUAAGAAGCUUGUGCUAAUGUGUAUGUGCUGUAUGUUGUGCGAUGCUGCUUGGCACCCAGGAGGUUUUAAAUGAGAGCCGUGUAUGUUUUGCAACAGGAUUAGCAAGCAGGUAAAUAACAGCUGUAAUGUAUCUUAUUUAAAGUAGCCACUGUAUGUUGUAGUGAAUCCACAGAUUGUGUUCAUACAGCAGGAGGUGGGUUAGGAUGAUGCUUUUCUCUGUACGGUUUCAUGUAUGUCUAGAAAACAGUCCACACGAUGCAACAUUCAGGGCCUGUUGCGCUUCAGAGCCAAAUAUAACUUUUGUACGCAUGAGGGCACCUUGUGUGUGUGCGUGUGUCUGUAUUUUUUGUACUUUUUUGAAGUGCACAUCUUUUCAGCAUUCACAAUAUUCUGUUGUAGGAUUUUUUUUCUAUUUUUUUUUUUUUGUCAGAAGAAAUAUGCAACCCUAAAUUAGUUUAUUUCCCAAAGGAGUCGGUCAGAUUACCUCAUGAUUGUGAGAUGGAGAAAAUACAGAAUGAUUCUCAACUCCAUGUCUUAUGUUGAAAAGAGAGCUUCUAAUUUAUGGGCUUUAAAAAAAAAAGAAGAGGAUUUUAGCUGAAAUUGUUUUGUCUUUGAGUUUGCAAAUGAACACACAGACCACUGGGUAAAAACAAAAAGAACUAGUUUUAAUGAAACCUAUGAUUCUAUAUUUGUUAAUGCAUUAAUUAAACUGGUGGCUGAACUCUGUGGUAAGUGCAAGGGAACUUGAAUUCAUACAGGUCAGUGUAAUGUGGAAGCCAUUUUGUUUUGCCUCUUUUAGUACAUUUAACAUGGCUGAAUUUGAAGAAAAGCAUUUGUGUAGCCAAACAUGGUCAAAAUAACACAGCUGAAAUUAAAUAAAAAAAACUUUUACAACA